Molecule: messenger RNA, 1482 nt
Organism: Peniophora sp. CBMAI 1063
Lineage: Eukaryota; Fungi; Basidiomycota; Agaricomycetes; Russulales; Peniophoraceae
Source: the annotation of a GenBank genome assembly
AUGCAGUCACUCUCUACCGAGGAAUCAGCCUACAUGUCGCCGGACUUGUCUUCCCCGGCUUCCUCACCCGACUCAUCGCCCAAUCUCGAGCCUUUGGAUCUUGAUUUGAACUCUGGCUGGGACAGUGACACGGAAGCGCAUAACCACGAUCCAUACGCUGGCUCUCAGUAUGCGCGCCGGCCGCCGCGCAUGUACGAGCGUAGGGUGGAUGCUGCACCAUUCGAACCGGCUUCAACACUGUCAACCCCGCCAGUUACUCCGCCGCCCAAUCAGACCGCGCGACAGCCAGCUGCUGUCAACAUCACACAAGACCUCGAAGACUUAUGGGGCGACGACGAGGAAUCCGCGCGGCCACCGCUCGAGUUUCAGACGAGUGCACCAGACAUCGAGAUGCUCGAGACGAAGCAUAAGAUGGAUGCGUGGAAGGACGUCAUCAGUGAAGCCGUGGACAACAACACCCAGACUAUCGACCUUUCAAACAAAGGUCAUACGUUCAUCCCAGACGAGGUGGCUGAUCUCUCCGGCAUCACCAUACUUCAAGAGGACCAUGCUCGACAUCUGACUUCUGCACGAUCGUUUGGCAAGUCCGAAUUCAAGCGCAAGCUCGGUUCGGGCGCUCAGACCUUGGGUCUCGAACUGAACCUGGCUGCAAACGCUAUAUACGCGCUUCCUCCGGGUCUGUUCGCUUUGGAUAACUUGACUUUUCUAUCUCUCCGUGGAAACCGGCUCGAAUAUCUACCACCCCAGAUAUACCGACUUCGCAGGCUCGAAGUCCUCAACGUCUCCAACAACCUACUCCGCUAUCUUCCCGCCGAACUCUGCGAACUCCCGCUCAAGCAGCUCUACGUCCAUCCGAACGACCGGCUCCUCCCCGAUCCAUCUACGGGAACAUCACAUACGGGCUCGUCACCCUGGAGAGCGGUCAACCCCGUCGAAGUAUCGGACAGCGUACCGUCGCUGCGCGAGAUCAUACUGCGGUAUCUGCUGUCGCCCCAUGUACCGGAGUCGACAUCGCCGGAAUCGCCGCACGUUCUCCUUACGCCACACAACUUGCCGAUGCGAGUGCGCGUGCCAGCGAAAGGCUACACUAGCAACCUCGUCGCACACAUACAACUACCUCUAUCAAUGUCUGACUUGCCGCCGAUUGCCCGUGUCCUUGAGGAGCAUCAACCUGGGGUUAUUGCACGCUCGUCUUACUCGCGCGUCUCCACCGCGGCGUCGGUCAGCACAGCCGGCGGCACCGCUCAAGAGGAACUGCCCAAAGGCGUCAGUCAUUGCAUGUCACCAAUGCAUGGGGAUAGCGCCGGAGGAAUGGGCCCGCCGUACGUUGAGCAUGUCGAGCAGCGCGUUCUUUGGGCGCAAAACAUCUGCGGGAUUGACGUUGGGACGACGUCGGGUGGUGGGGUACCAUUGCUAUGGAGGGGGUGCGAGCGAGGGUGUUUGACGUUUCUCGACUUUACGUCUAUCAGCGAUGAUGAGUGA